Messenger RNA from Anneissia japonica, 438 nucleotides. RefSeq names its product protein unc-50 homolog. Gene Ontology annotation, cellular component: Golgi membrane. The record is from RefSeq and is a predicted model, not a curated record. NCBI's taxonomy places the organism in Eukaryota, Metazoa, Echinodermata, Crinoidea, Comatulida, Comatulidae. The transcript has 3 exons. The annotation marks the transcript as partial.
UUUGCAGGUUCAUCUGUUGGUUUUGGAAUUGUGUUGAGUCUUGGAUUUGUGGGUACAAUCAAGUUUCUACUCUGGGUUGUAUUUGUAGACUGUAUUGGUGUUGGAUUGUUGAUUGCCACUUUUUUCUGGUUUGUCACAAAUCAUUACUUGAAGAUGAGUAGCAAGCAGUUCCAGCAAGUUGAAUGGGGAUUUUGUUUUGAUGUUCACCUCAAUGCAUUCUUCCCCAUGCUCAUCAUUCUCCAUGUUAUACAGCCUUUAUUGUAUACACCAUUAAUAAGUUAUGAUUAUUUCUUAUCAACACUGUGUGGCAACUCACUCUGGCUUGUUGCUAUGGGAUACUAUGUAUAUAUUACAUUCCUUGGAUACACUGGUAAGUCUGUUUUUAGGGUUCCUAUAUGUAGGAAGCAUUGUAGUGAACUGUAACCAGUAAAAUUUGUG